CAGUCCCCUUUCUGCUUCUCACUAUCUGUAUAUGCCCUUGAGCAAGCUGCUUGCUUUCUCUAGGUCUACUCUGUUUCAAAAUUAGAGUGGGAUUAGUGGUAUGGCUUCUUCCUGUCUCUAAUUCUGUGACUGACUGCUCCAGAAAAUCCACUUUCUCUGUAUUUUUGCCUCAAGUUCCACCCCGACCCCUCCAUGCUCUUCUCAGUCCUCUGUCUCCUCUUGAAUCUCCCGACUGUUCCCCUUCAAAACGCCCCCCUUCCAAGAGUCCUCACAGACCUCCUUGGCUGGCACUGGCCCGAAAGGGCAGCCCCUCAAGGGUGGGCAUGCCACUGCCCCUUUAAUUCUCCCAGGCUUGGAAUGUAAGUGAGUCGCACUCGCCAUCUCUGUGAGGUCAGAUAAGAUACUAUAUAUAUCGGAGUCAGUAACCUGAGCUCCGGAUUACCCAGCCUGGAGUCAGGCUCCAGCUUCUGGGCUUUCCACUGCAUUCCCUGCCCUGCUGGGGAAGAAGAAGCCCCCAAGUCCCAUCCAGUGCCCCUGGACACAGCCCAUGAGGCUCCCAGUCCCCACUGAGUGCCGCCCUGAAGGAUGUCCCAGCUCUCCUCCACCCUGAAGCGCUACACAGAAUCAGCCCGCUACACAGAUGCCCACUAUGCCAAGUCAGGCUAUGGCACCUAUACCCCUUCCUCCUAUGGGGCCAACCUGGCCGCCUCCUUACUGGAGAAGGAGAAACUUGUUUUCAAGCCGGUCCCCCCCAGCAGCUUCCUCAACCGUCCCCGUACCUAUGGCCCCUCCUCCAUCCUGGACUAUGACCGGGGCCGCCCCCUGCUGAGACCUGACAUCACUGGGGGUGGUAAGCGGGCAGAGAGCCAGACCUGGGCCACUGAGCGGCCUUUAGGCAGUGGCCUCAGCGGGGGCAGUGGAUUCUCUUAUGGAGUGACCAGCAACUGCCUCAGCUACCUGCCCAUGAAUGCCCAUGACCAGGGGGUGACCCUGACCCAGAAGAAGUCGGACAGCCAAUCAGACCUGGCCCGGGAUUUCUCCAGCCUCAGGACCUCAGAUAGCUACCGGACAGACCCGGGGAACCUGGGCCACAGCCCCAUGCUGGCCCGGACGCGCAAGGAGCUCUGCACCCUGCAGGGGCUCUACCAGGCAGCCAGCCGCCCUGAGUACCUGGUCGACUACCUGGAGAACUAUGGUCGAAAGGGCAGUGCCUCUCAGGUGCCCUUCCACACCCCUCCCUCACGAAUCCCUGAAGUCCUCAGCCCUACCUACCGACCCAUUGGCCGCUACACGCUGUGGGAGAAGGGAAAAGGUCAGGCUUCUGGGCCAACCCGCUCCAGCUCCCCAGGGAGAGACAGCAUGAAUUCUAAGAGUGUCCAGGGUCUGGCUGGUCUUCGAAACCUUGGGAACACGUGCUUUAUGAACUCAAUUCUGCAGUGCCUGAGCAACACACGGGAGUUGAGAGAUUACUGCCUCCAGAGGCUCUAUGUGCGGGACCUGCACCACGGCAGCAAUGCACAUACAGCCCUCAUGGAAGAGUUUGCAAAACUAAUUCAGACCAUAUGGACCUCAUCCCCCAAUGAUGUGGUGAGCCCAUCUGAGUUCAAGACCCAGAUCCAGAGAUACGCCCCACGCUUCGUUGGCUAUAAUCAGCAGGACGCUCAGGAGUUCCUUCGCUUUCUUCUGGAUGGGCUCCAUAAUGAGGUGAACCGAGUGACACUGAGGCCUAAGUCCAACCCUGAGAACCUCGAUCAUCUUCCUGAUGAUGAGAAAGGCCGACAGAUGUGGAGAAAAUAUCUAGAACGGGAAGACAGUCGGAUCGAGGAUCUCUUUGUUGGGCAGCUAAAGAGCUCCCUGACAUGUACAGAUUGUGGUUACUGUUCUACAGUCUUUGACCCCUUCUGGGACCUCUCACUGCCCAUUGCUAAGCGAGGUUAUCCAGAGGUGACAUUAAUGGACUGCAUGAGGCUCUUCACCAAAGAGGAUGUGCUUGAUGGAGAUGAAAAGCCAACAUGCUGUCGCUGCCGAGCCAGAAAACGAUGUAUAAAGAAGUUCUCCAUCCAGAGGUUCCCAAAGAUCUUGGUGCUCCAUCUGAAGCGGUUCUCAGAAUCCAGGAUCCGAACCAGCAAGCUCACAACAUUUGUGAACUUCCCCCUUAGAGACCUGGAUUUAAGAGAAUUUGCCUCAGAAAACACCAACCAUGCUGUUUACAACCUGUACGCUGUGUCCAAUCACUCCGGAACCACCAUGGGCGGCCACUAUACAGCCUACUGUCGCAGUCCAGGGACAGGCGAGUGGCACACUUUCAACGACUCCAGCGUCACUCCCAUGUCCUCCAGCCAAGUGCGCACCAGCGACGCCUACCUGCUCUUCUACGAACUGGCCAGCCCGCCCUCCCGAAUGUAGCGCCAGGAGCCGCGUCCCUUCUCCCUUCCCCGUGGUGGCCCCGCUCCCUGACUUUUUCAAAAAGACAAAAACAACAACAACAAAAAGAAAACACAAGCCUGACAAGAGAAAAACAAACCUGAAGCUGCCGAGCAGGAGUGGAUGCAGCCUGGUCAGGGUCUGGAGCAAGGAGCCGGGCGCUCCCGAGCCGUGGCCCGGCAGGGAAGACCGCCUGGAUAUGGAGCCAGCGUCGCCCCGUGCCCGCGGCGUCUCCGUUUGUAUUUGUAAGCCCGUGGUCUUCCUGUGUGUCCGCAACAGCCGUGUCUGUGGGGAGAAGACCCUCGCUGCCCCGCUGCCCGCCGCAGCGCCGACGCCUCCGGGGGGACAGCGCCCUCUGGAGCCCGCUGGGAGCAUCGCCGCCUGGACGCCCGCGCCGCGGAGGACCGGCGCCCAUCUGCGCCCGCACCGCUUGCCCGUCCAGAGCCGAAAAACACCCAUGAGCCAAGAGCCCUCUUCACGCUGCUAACUCCAGGGGACAGACGAAGGGACAUCUUUGGAAAACGCUGGUUUUGGUUUUUAAAAAUCCCAACUUUUUUUUUUUAAUUUCUGUAACUAAAGUGUUUAGACUGGAAUGCUCUCCUUCAGGCCUCUUCACAGCUGGGACAUUGCACUGGUCUUUUUUUUUUUUUUUCCAAGUACUACUUUUUUAAUCUAGCCCCCCAUGGUGCUAAGUGGGCGUUAGCCAGGCCCCAAGCACAACCACAGUAGACCUGGGAUCUAAAACAAGUUUCUGUUUUGGGGGUUUGGUGGUCCUGUUUUGUUUUUUAAUGUUUUGAAUGGAAUCUAGUUGCCUCCAAGAAUUGUGCCUUAUAGCAUUUGGGGACCAGGGGGUAACUGCCCCUCCCUGAAAUAUCCCUCAGCCUCUUCCCUUUUCCCCAGUGCUGUGUUCAAACCCGCCCGGGGAGGGGUCCUGCUCUUAGCUGGUUGUGCAUUGCACUGACUCGAAGAGGAAAGCAGGUAGAAGGAGAUUCCUUCCCACAGUGCAUCAAGUUCUUCCCGCCCACACCCUCUAACCCGCCCCUGGUCUGCUCCCCAGCUGUUUGAAGGAUAGCACAAGCCCCUCAUCCCUAGAGCUUCUCUCUCUUAUUUAUUCUCUUAACAUCCCUUUCCCCCUGGCCUUCCUGCACCCACCCCCUUCUCAGAGCCUCCUAGACAUAGCCCCUUUGGACCGAGUUUCUCAGGGAUGCCCAGGCCGCCCCUCAGCUCCUCUUGGUGUUGGUCUUCAGUCCUGCAGUGGGAGCUGGAGCCUGGGUAUUUGGGGACAUCUUGCCUCAGUGGUAUGGUUCCUUCCCGUGGGCUCAAUUUUGCCCUACAUAGCUGGACAAAGCUCUGUGCUGUCCUAGAGAGUAAGGCUGUCCAGCGCCAAGGACUGAAGCACUGUGCACCUGUGCACACCCACACAGCUGGGCCCAGCUUGUGCCCCGCAGAGCCUGGCAUCUUCCAGGCUUCCAGGAGGAGGCAUCAGAGAAAGAUACCCUGAGUUUUACUGGCCUGACACCCUUCUACAGGGAAGACCUGUGAACCUGAGCCCAAGGGCAAGUGUACACUUGUUUACUGUGUAAGCAAGAGUAGAAGAAUGUCUAAUGUACAGUGGAACCUUGUACAGAAUAAAUAAUAGCUUUGAGAAAUCAGUCA
Molecule: messenger RNA, 4080 nt
Organism: Sapajus apella (tufted capuchin)
Lineage: Eukaryota; Metazoa; Chordata; Mammalia; Primates; Cebidae
Gene: USP2
Product: ubiquitin specific peptidase 2
Exons: 13
Coding region: 586-2406 (606 amino acids)
Biological process (GO): protein deubiquitination
Cellular component (GO): cytoplasm
Molecular function (GO): cysteine-type deubiquitinase activity
Source: RefSeq, a predicted model, not a curated record